CUAAUCGAUAAUCUUUCUUUACAAGGCCACUACUAAACGCACAACACACGACUAAAGGGUGCAAGCCUAGCGCCUGAUUGCGAAAUACCUCCGAGUGUGUGUGAAAGAGAGAGAGCGAUUUGCUUCUCCCCCUAUAGUCCAUCAGCUGUGACGACAACGACAACGCUUGCAUAAUGAAAAUCUGGACGUCGGAGCACAUAUUCAACCAUCCGUGGGAGACAGUCACACAGGCUGCAUGGCGUAAAUAUCCUAAUCCCAUGACACCAUCCAUCAUUGGCACAGAUGUGGUGGAGCGUCAAGUAGUCAAUGGAGUCCUACACACACAUCGUUUGGUCCAGUCCAAAUGGUAUUUUCCCAAAUGGACACACGCGUUAAUUGGCACAGCGAAAACUUGUUUCGCCAGUGAACGCUCCACCGUUGAUCCGGAACGUAAGCAAAUGGUUUUGAAGACAAACAAUCUCACAUUCUGCCGGAAUAUCAGUGUCGAUGAGGUUCUCUAUUACGAGCCACAUCCAGCUGAUGCCAGUAAAACGCUGCUCAAACAGGAGGCCACUGUCACUGUUUAUGGUGUGCCGCUGUCUCACUACAUGGAAGAUUUGCUCACCUCCACCAUUUCAUCAAAUGCGGGCAAAGGUCGUCAAGGCCUCGAAUGGGUUAUUGGCAUGAUAAACACAGAGGUUAAGGGCAUUGCUGAAACAGCGGUCCGAGGCACAGAUGAACUGAUACACACCACAAGGCGAUCUAUUGAUGAGGUCACAGAAAGUGCGCGCAAAAGUAUGGACGAGAUUAGUGUGCAGGCAUCGAAAGCGGCAAAAGCAAUGCACAUUACAUAGAGAAGAUUGUAGCAUACAUAAACAACUCAUAGAGAGGACGCCGCCAAAUUAUGCUGUUUUGUAGUACAACCAGCGGCAGCCACAAUUCAAUUUUUUCUUUUGUUAACUAAACAAAUUUCCUCUGAAUAUAUAUUUUAAACGGAAUAACAAAAGAAAUUAAGUUUUCCUAUGAAUUUUAUUCAUGAAAAGCUUGCGACCGUUUUUGGCUUUUGAUAAGAUUUGCGGCUGCCGAUAAAACGCAAUAGUAGUGGAAAACUUAAGUUAUUUAAAAAUAUAUAUAUAUAUAUACAUAUAUUAAUCAAGAACAUAGUCAAUAAAAUAGUCUUUGUAAAAUGCCACGAAACGAGAAGCCGAAAGAAAUAAGAAAAAAAAUCAAUUAAAUUACCAUCAAAACACAAA
Molecule: messenger RNA, 1232 nt
Organism: Drosophila willistoni
Lineage: Eukaryota; Metazoa; Arthropoda; Insecta; Diptera; Drosophilidae
Gene: slmo
Product: protein slowmo
Exons: 2
Coding region: 174-833 (219 amino acids)
Biological process (GO): phospholipid transport
Cellular component (GO): mitochondrial intermembrane space
Molecular function (GO): phosphatidic acid transfer activity
Source: RefSeq, a predicted model, not a curated record